AGGCAGAGGCGGAGCAGGACCAGGGAGAGGACGCAGAGGGGGUGGAGGGCGGAAUCGAGGGGAGGACCCGGGAGGCGGAGGCGCGCAGAAGGAGGGGCGCAGCAGCCAAGCCACUAGCCCGGCCCCGGAGCGCUGUUCUUCAGAUACUCCCGGAGCUCAGGCCGCGCAUAUCGCGCGUCCCCUCCGCUCUGCACCCCAAACUUCAGCGGCAGCUCCUUUUUCGAGCUUGCUUCAAAUCAGACUGCACUACGACCCGGACACCGAGUCCGCGGAGUGAAAGCACACCGGCGAGCAGAACCAGCACAGAGAAGCAGCCUCACGAAGCAGCAACUCCGGGUUGGGAGAGCAGAAACCAACAAGUGAGAAGGCGCCGCAUUCCAGGACGCAGCGCAAAAGCCGUAGCAGGCGCCAGAGGAGACAGCUAACGCCCGGAAUCUGAGCCCGAGCUCGAGACGAGCUCCUACGGCUGCUCAGCUCAGAUAUCUCUAGGCCCCCUGCGCUGUCCCCUGUGCUUCGUUUCAUCGCAUUGCGAGUCACGUCCCCAGGGGAAUAUGCAGUGCGCGUGGAUCCUGCUCACCUUGGGCUUGAUGGCCUGCGUGUCGGCUGAGACGAGAGCAGAGCUGACAUCUGAUAAGGACAUGUACCUUGACAACAGCUCCAUUGAAGAAGCCUCGGGUGUAUAUCCUAUUGAUGAUGAUGACUAUUCUUCUGCCUCUGGCUCAGGAGCUGAUGAAGACGUAGAGAGUCCAGAGCUGACAACAUCCCGACUGAGUCCAAAGAUCUCGUUCACUAGUGCUGCCCCCAAAGUGGAAACCAUGACGCUGAAGACACAAAGCAUUACGCCUGCUCAGACCAAGUCACCUGAAGAAAUUGACAAGGAGGAAGUUGGCAUCUCUGAGGCAGAAGAGAAGCUGGGUCCUGCUGUAAAAAGUACAGAUGUGUACACAGAGAAACAUUCAGACAAUCUGUUUAAACGGACAGAAGUCCUAGCAGCUGUCAUCGCUGGUGGGGUGAUUGGCUUUCUCUUUGCCAUUUUUCUCAUUUUGCUGUUGGUGUACCGCAUGAGGAAGAAAGAUGAAGGAAGCUAUGACCUUGGGGAGCGCAAACCAUCCAGUGCAGCUUACCAGAAGGCACCUACUAAGGAGUUUUAUGCAUAAAGCUCCCACUUAGUGUCUCUAUUUGGGAGAUCACUGAACUUUACAAAAUAAAGCUUUGGCAUAGAGUAAUGAAGAUCUUUGUUAUUUGUUUUGUUCAUUACAGAGCCAUACUGGCUUUCUAAUGAUAAAAUCCCAUUGUAUUUAAAACUUUUCAUGUAUUUCUUUAGAAUGACAUACAAAGUAAAAAUUUAACAUCUGCAGUGUUCUGUGAAUAGCAGUGGCAAAAUAUUAUGUUAUGAAAACCCUUGACAUUCGUGGAAUUGGUUUGAGCAUCUAUGCGCAAAUACAAAAUGAUUGUGUUUGUCUUCUGGUUCAAAGAUGACUGCUGUUCCCCUCAUCAGCAUGUCUCCAAUUGACCUUACCAAGUUGGUCUUUGUUAAUUUAUCUCUUGUCCCUCUUCUCUGCCCUCCCUUCUUGCCCCCUUCCUUAAAAAAACAAAACCUUAUGCCUUUUGUAGCUGUCAAGGUGCAAUUUGUCUUUGAAUGAUUACAAUAAUGGUAAUUUAGUGUAUAUGUGAUUUUUUUCCAAAUAUGUAAACUUACUUUAUGUACUUUUGUAAAUGUCAGACUAACCAUUUUACACUUGCUUUUCUUUUCAUUACCUGUAGCUUCAGGCAGAUUUGCAACCGCAAAUUAAUGUGUAAAAUUGGAUUAUUACUACGAAGCUGUUUAGUCCUAGUGAUCUAACCAGAUCUUCUUUUGGGAGGAUUUGACAUGAGUAACUGACAAGUCUCAGCAAAUCCAAAGAUGCUAACAGUAUUUUGAAAAGUUGCUGCAGAUUCCUUGGCCACUGUGCUUGUUAAUUUCUUGCAAUUUGAAAUACAAGGAAGAGUUUAAAGGAAAAAAAAAGACCAGUUUUGUUCUUUAAAAUGCAUUUAAGUUGUAAACAUCUUUUUAAGCCUUUGAAGUGCCUAUGAUUCUAUGUAACCUGUUGCAGACUGGUGUUAAUGAGCAUAUAUAACAGUUUAAAAAACAGUUGGCAUUUUAUAAGCACAGACAAUUCUAAUGGUAACUUUUGUAGUCUUAUGAAUAGACAUAAAUUGUAAUUUGGAAACAAACUACUGAAUAAAUCAUGUGGCCUAAUAUUGAUAAUGUCACUGUUAUAAAUUUUGUACAUUUUAUCAAAUGUACAUCUCCCCUUUGCUAUGACUGACCGUCUGCUCUCAGCAACGAUGUGGGUUCGAUUUUUGAGUAUUUCAUGGUGUCUGUAAGUUGAGACCAAAGAGCUGAACAGCAAGGCUGUUUAUUACCAGAGUCACCUCUGAACUGGCCAGAGGAAAUGUAUGUAUCAUCCAUGUGUUUGGGUACAGGGAUAGGAAGACUGCGAAGGGUUUCAAGAUUUGCAACCUUUAUAGCAUAGCUACUGGCAAUAUUGAGAAAGAUGCCUUCUUUUGCAAUUUACUUUUAAAAGUAUAAAUUCCAAAGAAGUGAAAGGGCCUUUCUGGAAGUAGGUAUCUGGGGCUCAGUCCUACAGAUUCAUUUAUCUGUCAAAGCUCACUGGAGAUUGGUAGAACUCCUGUAUGGAACACUACAGCCACUCCACGGGGCUGAGGGAAGAGUAGGGACUCUGGAUGAUGAAUGACAGUCUUGCUACUUCGGAUGGAUAUUUCUAGGAAAAGCAAUGCCAGAGGAAGAGAUGGAGGGAUUGGGAUAGCCUGGUUGGGUACUCACUGUACAACGCAUUUCUUUUCUCUGUUAUAUUUUCUAUUUUACCAUUAAUUUUAUUUUUAAACUGUGAGCCAUGGAAGUAGAAAGAAGACAGCAAGAACUGCAACUUUUCCAGCAUAAAGUUUACUUUUAAGAAAGUUUGACUACUUCGUUUGAGAACCUUCCCUGGACUUGCCACAGAACUCAAUCAAACAAAACUAAAGGAACACUUGGAACCGUGUUGUAUCUGAAUCCUUAAAGGCCUUAAUUCCCAAAUUCCCGUCCAAUUUCAGAUGUCAUUCACCUUGUUUAGGAUGAUUAAAAGGAAAUGAUGGGCCCUUCCAAAGCUGCACAAUGCCCCUCAAUUACAGAGGCUAAGAAUGUAGUGGGUAUACCUCUAACUGUCUAAACAGUGCAAUUCUAUUUGUAGAAUAACUUGCUUGGGAUAUCUGUGCCAGGAAAAGAAUUUUCUGGCAAAUAUUUUGUCACUGCUGUAAAGCAAAUUUGUUAAAGUGCCAAAAUAAAGUCUGUCAUGCCGAAAGUAAAU
Microtus ochrogaster (prairie vole) is the source of this 3350-nucleotide messenger RNA. RefSeq names its product syndecan 2 (gene Sdc2). The record is from RefSeq and is a predicted model, not a curated record. Lineage: Eukaryota; Metazoa; Chordata; Mammalia; Rodentia; Cricetidae. Gene Ontology annotation, cellular component: membrane; cell surface. Gene Ontology annotation, biological process: dendrite morphogenesis; cell migration.